This is a messenger RNA of Phoenix dactylifera (date palm), 3782 nucleotides long. It is a transcript of the gene UPL7, whose product is annotated as ubiquitin-protein ligase 7. The record is from RefSeq and is a predicted model, not a curated record. NCBI's taxonomy places the organism in Eukaryota, Viridiplantae, Streptophyta, Magnoliopsida, Arecales, Arecaceae. Gene Ontology annotation, biological process: ubiquitin-dependent protein catabolic process; protein polyubiquitination. Gene Ontology annotation, molecular function: ubiquitin protein ligase activity.
AGGUGUGGGGGGGGGGGGAAGGGGGGAAGUCGACGUCUUUGGUUCUCCCCGCCGGCGACGACCGUCAGGUCCGGCUCUAACAAUCCCUAAUGUCUGUGCCUCCGAAACAACGCCAGGUCUCGUUGAGGGGCGCGAGCGCCAAAGAGAUCACGCGGGAUGCCCUCCUCGAGAAGGUCUCCCAGGAGAGGGAGCUCCGCAUCUACAAUCGCCGCGCCUCCGCCGCCGCCCUUUUCGUCCAGCGAGUCUGGAGGCGGUAUAAUGCAAUUAAAAAGGUUUCAGAACAGCUUCAAAGAGAAUGGGAAACUUUAACUGAUCAGCACAACAAUGAAAUGACUAGUGGAUGGAUUUCCAAGAACCUAUUGAGACCCUUUCUUUUCUUUGCAGCUAGGUCAUCAACUUUGCAUCAAAAACUUCAAUUCACAAAUGUGAAGUGUAUGUCGACAUGUUUCAAAAUUCUCCUACAAAGUAUAAACUCAGCUGAUGCAGAGAAAAACUUCUGUUCUUUGGCUGUAGGUACACAUGAGGAAAAAUCCACAUGGCUUUAUCAAGCACAGAAGCUGAUUUCAUUAUGCUCAUUCAUUCUUGCUGAGUGUGACAUCACCUGUCAUGGAAAUGAAAACAUGGUUCCACUUACUGUGCUUGCAAUGCGUUUAAGUAUUUCCUUGUCUGAUCUAAAAAGUUGGAAGAGUUUGAAAAGUGAUGACAACAGAGAUGCUGAUAUUGCUGUGAAGAGAUUAAUUGGAUUUAUGGCAACAAGAAAAAGUGCUAUGUACAGCUGUAUUAGGAAAUACAUCAUGAGACUUGGCUCUCAAAUUGCCUCAGGAAAGAAGACUAUUGUGUCCACAGAGGAUUGUUUUGUGAUUACUGCAAGUGCAAUAACUUUAGCUUUGCGCUCUUUUCAUUCUAAGAGGCUAGAUGUAAAUGAUACUGAUAUUUCCAAUGUGAAUGAUGCUUCUAAACAGUACUGUGUAUUCAUACUGACAGUUCCGUAUCUCACUCAGUGUCUACCAUCUCUUCUCUUACCUGCUCUCAAGCAUGAAUCUGCUCUGCUACCAUGCCUUGACAAUUUACUGAUUUCCAGGGAUAAAAUCUUUGAUCAAAUAUUAAAAUUAGAGCAGUCAGAAAAUUCUGGUCCUUGUGCUGAGGCAAUACCUUGCUUUGGGUGGGCUCUUGCAAACAUUAUAAACUUAGCAACGGAGUAUAGUGAUGAUUCUUGUGCUACCGGGCACUUCAUCCAAGGCCUAGAUUGUAGAUUGUAUGUUCAAGCCGUCAAUAUUUUUUCAGAGAAUCUUCUAAAUUGGCUUGAGAGCAAUGUAGGUUUGCUGAGAAAACAUAGUGAUGAAUUAUUGGCAACAGAUUAUUCUUCUGAAGCUGUUGAUUCAGAUAAUAGCAACAACAUGAAGUCUUCAUACAUAGACCUUCUUAAACCUGUGCACCAGCAGUGGCACCUAAGGAAUCUUCUGAUCAUGGUGAAGAAGAAUAUUCCAACUCAAGUUGCAGAGACUUGUGCUGCAAAUCAGAGCUCAGAAUACUUGGGGAACUUCAAGCUACUAAAUGUCAUAUAUUUGUAUUAUUUCAUGCUUAGAAUAUUUUCCUUUUUGAACCCUUUUCUUGGCUCAUUGCCUAUUCUUAAUAUACUUUCCUUCACUCCUGGCUUUCUUGUGGAACUAUGGGAAAUAUUAGAAGUUUCCAUCUUUGGCGAAACUGGCCACUUGUCCCAUGAAGUCAAAUUUUGCAAGGAUACAAAAGAUGCUAAUGUUGGGAAUUGCAAUGAAGCAAUCUACGAUACAAGGCAAAGGCGGAACAUGAAGGAUGCUGGAAGCAAGUGGGUGAAUGUGCUGCAGAAGAUUUCUGGAAGAUCAACCGAUGGGAAAUAUGCCGACUCAAAUGACGGUCCUCUUAGUCCUGAUCAGGUCAAUGAGGAUGUUCAUGAUUUAUGGGAUGUUGAAGCUAUGAGGCGAGGACCUCAAGGUAUUUCGAAGGACUUAUCGUGUAUGUUGCAUCUGUUUUGUGCUACAUAUGCGCACCUGCUGUUGGUUCUUGACGACAUAGAGUUCUAUGAAAAACAGGUUCCAUUUACACUUCAGCAGCAGAGAAGAAUUGUGUCAGUGCUUAACACAUUUGUAUACAAUUCCUUUAUUAAUAAUGGAGGACCCAGCAAUAAAAUUGUAACAGAUGUAGCAGUCAGAUGCCUUCAUUUGCUUUAUGAAAGGGAUUGCAGGCACAGAUUCUGCCCUUCUUCUCUGUGGCUAGGACCUGCGAGAAAAGGUCGCAUUCCAAUUGCAGCAGCUGCUAGAUCUCACGAAGCUGCAUUUAUAAAUUUGCAGUGCGGCGAUCCUUCAACCAUCCCAAGCAUGAGCUCUCUACUCACAACUGUGCCACAUGUAUAUCCAUUUGAGGAAAGAGUUCAAAUGUUUAGGGAAUUUAUUAAGAUGGACAAAGUCUCUAGAAGAGUGGCCGGUGAGGUGUCUGGAUCAGGUUCAGGGUCAAUUGAGAUAGUUGUUCGUCGAAACCACAUUAUUGAAGACGGAUAUAGACAAUUGAAUUUUCUUGGAUCAAGGUUAAAGUCAUGCAUUAAUGUGUCAUUUAUCAGUGAAUGUGGUCUUCCUGAAGCUGGUCUAGAUUAUGGAGGUCUGUCAAAGGAGUUCUUAACUGAUUUGUCAAAGGCUUCCUUUGACCCUCAGUAUGGAUUUUUCUCUCAGACCUCUACAUCAGAGAACAAUUUAAUUCCUAAUAUGUCUGCCAGAUUGCUAGGCAACGGCGUUGAGAUGAUUGAAUUCCUUGGAAGAGUGGUUGGAAAAGCUCUUUAUGAAGGGAUUUUACUAGACUAUUCCUUUUCACCAGUCUUUGUGCAGAAGCUGUUGGGUCGCUAUAGCUUUCUUGAUGAAUUAUCAACACUAGAUCCUGAACUGUACAGGAGUCUUAUGUAUGUAAAGCAUUUUGAUGGUGAUGUGGCGGAGCUGUGUUUAGAUUUUACGGUUACUGAAGAGCUCUGUGGCAGCAGGGUUGUAACUGAGCUUAAACCUGGUGGUAAAAAUGUGUCUGUUACAAAUGAAAACAAGUUACAGUAUGUCCAUGCAAUGGCAGACUACAAACUCAAUCGCCAAAUACUUCCAUUUGCAAAUGCAUUUUAUAGAGGCUUGGUUGAUCUCAUAUCACCAUCUUGGUUGAGCUUAUUCAAUGCAAAUGAAUUCAAUCAGCUGCUUUCAGGUGGAAAUCAUGACUUCGAUGUUGAUGAUUUGCGAAGCAACACUAAGUACACUGGUGGUUAUUCUGAUUCAAGUCGUACAGUUAAGCUCUUCUGGGAGGUUGUCAAAGGAUUCAUACCAAUUGAAAGAUGCAUGUUACUUAAGUUUGUGACAAGCUGUUCCCGAGCACCAUUACUUGGAUUCAAGCAUCUGCAGCCUUCUUUCACGAUUCAUAAGGUUGCAUGUGAUGUACCUAUUUGGGCCACCAUAGGUGGGCAGGAUGUAGAUCGUCUUCCCUCAGCUUCCACAUGCUAUAACACACUCAAGCUUCCAACAUACAAAAGAUCAAGUACUUUGAGGAACAAGCUACUUUAUGCAAUCAGUUCAAACACUGGAUUUGAACUUUCUUAAGGUACAGAUAUUUUCUACUUGCAUCUCCAAUAUUCCUUGAUAAAAUGUAAAUUUAGCUGUUGUGUUAGAAGAUAUAUGAGUGCAUUACUGUAAAGAAUAUUAACAGAACUAUUCAAGCUGUGUUUGUUUAUGUAUAUUGUCAAUGUAUAUUAUUUCGCUAUUAUAAAAGCUUGUUUCAAAUUA